Micropterus salmoides (largemouth bass) is the source of this 888-nucleotide messenger RNA. RefSeq names its product G-protein coupled receptor 183-like. Bases 1 to 888 code for a protein of 295 amino acids. Gene Ontology annotation, cellular component: membrane. The transcript has a single exon. Gene Ontology annotation, molecular function: G protein-coupled receptor activity. Lineage: Eukaryota; Metazoa; Chordata; Actinopteri; Centrarchiformes; Centrarchidae. Gene Ontology annotation, biological process: G protein-coupled receptor signaling pathway. The record is from RefSeq and is a predicted model, not a curated record.
AUGCUCCUCUCCAACAUCACUGAAUCUCGAACUGGAGGAGUUCCCCUCUCGGUGAACUUCGAGAGUCCUGUAGAUUAUCUCAUUUUUAUUUUCCAGAUUUUAUUCGCCACAGCUACUAUCCUCGUAGCAGGACCUGUAGUCAUUACCAUCUUGGCCACCAGAGCGCUCCGCCUCCAAAACAGGUUCAUUUUCAUGCUGAACACCAGUGUGUGUGACACGCUGGUUGGGUUUUCUGUGUAUUACAUCGGUCUGUUUGAUGUUCAGGAAGGCUAUCCUUCGAGGAAUGGGACUUAUAAUAUUUUAAAUUCUCUUCUUGGGGUAAACAUGAUGACAUUUUUAUUUGCACAAUUUGACCGCUAUUUUGCCAUUUGUCAUCCAUACAUCUACACGCGCUUUAUAACACGGCGAGUGACUAUUUCUAUAAAUGUCUACUGUUGGCUUCAUGUCUAUGGUCAGCUGAUGGUUAUAAAUAUCUUGCCACUUUCCAAAGCAAUACAGCUGUAUGUUUUCGGCAUUGUCAGUUUACAAGUCAUUGUGCUCACCAAAGUGAUCAUGACUAUCAAACUGUAUGUUGUUGCCAGAUUCCAGGUUGAAAGAGACCCUCCCAGCGCAGACAAAGAAAGCAAGAAGGAGUCAUUAAGAAUUAUCAUAUUUGUUGUCACAAGCUUCUUGGUGUUGUGGGGCCCCUCUUUUGUUAAUAUCAUCCUCAGACUGCUACUAAACGGAGGGCUGACAUUUAGAAACGAGGCCACCAAUCCUUUCGCCAUCAUGGCUCGUUUAAACGCUGUGUGCACACCGGCAGUGUACUUGUGGGGGAGUCCGGCUCUGAGGAAAGCCUUAGUGAAGACAGUGUGGGGAAGAGUGUGCCCAAGAUGCAAGAAGAGGUAA